Messenger RNA from Fusarium sp. VM40, 1083 nucleotides. The record is from the annotation of a GenBank genome assembly. NCBI's taxonomy places the organism in Eukaryota, Fungi, Ascomycota, Sordariomycetes, Hypocreales, Nectriaceae.
AUGGGCAGAAAACUCCCCUGGAAGACGUCCCCGACGGCUUCAAGUCCUGAGAAGAAACCAAAUAUAAAACCAGAGAGUCCACGGCCAACACUAUCUCGAUCGCCAAACCCUGGCACACCAUCCGCAUCGUCUAAGAAACCGCGUCGUGAGCGCGUUAUCGAGGCGCAAGAUGGCGCACGCAGUCCGUCUACAUCGCCACCGCCAGAGCCGCCGCCAGAGAGAUUCAUGAGACCAGGUCUUGACCAUGAUGACCGCUAUCGUAUGGUCGAAGACGAAUUUCUGAACAUGGCGCAUCAAUUCACAACCCAUCUCCAUCGCGCAGAGUACAACCGUUUGAAGAAUCUGGCCAAGAACCAGAACGCAGACGCCAUCCGUGAGAUUGAGCGACCCAUCGUCGGCGCACCAACCCUCCUCGCGCGACAGCGCCACGGCGCAGCGCAGCGCAUCAUCAAGCAGCGCAAGCUCCUCGGCAGCGAUGCCAAUGAGAAGGACACGCCUUAUGCAGGGUCGAGUCUGCAGGGUCUCAUGGAGAGUCCGAGGAAGGAGCACAAGUGGAUUUCAGCCGGUCUGGCCGAUGCGGCAAAGACGAGAGCUUCAGCUGGAUUUGAUUCGCAGAAGAUCAGUCCCCUGCGGAUGAAGCAGAUAUCAAAACCAUCAUCGGCGAAGAAGAGACAUAUUUCUCUCGCGGAAGAUGAUGAGACCGAUGAAGGGGACGAUAUGGAUCUUGCUACGCCCUCACGCACCCAUACUGCGAAAGCAGCUCGCACAUUACACACAUCGAGCCCGGUCAUGCCACGCUCUGCACCGCGACCAACGUUUAGCACUCCCCGUGCACUGAAAACAAGUCUAAACAAUGCCCCACGAUCGGGUUCCAGCGUCAAACGACCAACUGCAGCACCUGGAGGAUCCGAAGCACGCAAUACAGCCAAACGCCGUGAUGCUCGUGAGGACAUUGAUGAUGACGACCCCUUUGGAAUCACCAAGCGAAGAAUCCAACGUCAGAAGUCAAGGGAACAGGUUCGCAAGCCGGAAGAGAAGACACCUACCAAGUCCUCUCUUGAUGACAUUCCCUCAUUUAUAUGA